UUGAAGUUACAGAGGUUCGUGCGGACGAACGUUUCUUGAACCUUUAAACACCCUUUUGUCUUCCUUCCCACCUCAUUAGCUUAUUCUCCGAGUCCAACCAAAGAGAAAAUACACACAAAACACACUCUUAGCCGAAGAGCUCUCUCACCUUUGCACAUCUGAACAUAAAAUAAACAAGAUUGUAGUGGUUUUCCUGAUCUUGUCUUAGUGGAUCCCUGAGAAAUCAAUGAAAAGAGAAUACUGAACUGUGUUGAAGUAGAGAUGUCUAAUCAGCUGGUACAGCCGUUUCUUUGCGCUGUCAAGGAGGAGCCCUUUAUGACAGACUCAGACACUGAUGAGAAGCCAUAUGUAGACCUUAUUAACUCAAAAUCUGUGCCCAGUGGAGAGAACUCACAGCUUCUGUCUGGAUCAAGUUCUGGAAUGGCUGAAAUGGAUGAUAUUGAAUAUUGGACAAUCUCUGGGAAGAAGCCGUAUUUUGAUAUAAUUCUAACAAAAUCACAUGUUGGUCCCAGAUUUCAACUGUUCCUUCCAACCACAAUUGUCCCAGCGCUUCCUUCUGCUAUGGUCCCUGUGGUUCUGACUUGUUGUGGCAAGAAUUGGAAUACAGUCUAUUAUGGAGACAGGACAGGCAAAAGGUUUGGCCCCAGCUGGAAAGAAUUUGCAUCAGAUAAUGAGCUAAAGACUGGAGAUUGUUGUUUCUUUGAGCUCAUGGAGUCUACAAUGGCACAAAUCAAGUUUAAAGUUAUUAUUCUGAGAGGUGACCUGCCAGUCCUUCGUUUUGCUGAAGGAGAUGGUGAGACCCCAGAGAAAGCGAUCAUCAUUGAAUAGAACCAUCCGUUAGAUCUACAGAUUUUGUGUUUUGUCAUGAUGUAUCUCAAGCUUUUGGGACCUCAACUUAUGUGCACCAAUAUGCACAAUUUCUAUAAAGCUCACUCUAUAUCAUGCACUGCUUAGCAGCUUUGAAUAUAUAAACGUUUUUGGUGUAGGAUAUCAAUGCCAUGGCUUGAGUAAUGUAUAGUUUGUUGAUGAGGAGGAUCUGGCCUGGGGUUUAUGUUGCAUUGGCCUGAUUCUGCUCUUGUUGCAAUCUAACUUAUGUCAUCUUGUUACUGAGUUCUGCAAAUUUUGGAUUCCU
Molecule: messenger RNA, 1132 nt
Organism: Coffea arabica (coffee)
Lineage: Eukaryota; Viridiplantae; Streptophyta; Magnoliopsida; Gentianales; Rubiaceae
Product: B3 domain-containing protein Os04g0386900
Molecular function (GO): DNA binding
Source: RefSeq, a predicted model, not a curated record